UUGAUAGAAAAACCUUCUUAAAUUAAUAUUCAUGUUCCAAUGUAAACAUUUUAGAGUUUCUAAUAGCAAUGAAAGUCUGGUGCGACAUCCGGGUAAACAGUUACAAACAAUGAUGGCGUCUGCUGCUGAGCAAGAAGUAAAACAUGAUGCAAAGCGAGUUAUGACUCCUGAAAAUGACUUAUCAACUUCAACUUGUGAUAAAUUUCAAACUCAACUUCCUACCACGAAUAGUCGGUUGGAAACUAAUGGAGAUACCCAACAAUUAGCAAAUAUUCUCGUCGUAAAUGAAGCUAGGCCUAGGUCUAGCUCUCCGAUUUCUCCUAAAAAAUCUGUUGUAGGUCUAGUGCCAGUGGCGGUCGAGACGGGGAAGAGACGGCGAGCGCACCAUAACUAUCGACGUCUAUCAAGCUCAGGCUACACGGAAAACGUGUAUAGUGAUUACAAACAACGCUACUCAAGUACAAGUGAAUCUGACAUAUCUCCCCCUCCAUCCACUGCUAAGGUUAGAAGGCAGUCACCAGCAAAUCGAAGUGAAGAACCAACUCAAAUUCAAAAUCAAGCUUUGGUGAUGCCUGUACAAAGUCAAAGCCCACCACGUUUAUUCAAUCAACAACAAGGCCAAACUCAAUCCCAGACUCAGAAUGGUGAUUCAUGGCCUUUGGUUCAUUAUGCAUCUUCAAGAAUUGUCAAAAAAGAUGGCUCGCCCGAACUGAAGAUACAUAUUAAGAAGGAGUGUCUGACGAUGACUAGGCGGCCGAAAAAACACAAGCAUCAUCACCACCACCACAAACACCGACCGGUAAUGGUAGACGCCACAACAUGCACUUCGCAGGAUGCCGUCAAAACUGGUAUACCACCAUCACCAAAAAGUCUGGUUUGCAUGUCGGUUGAAUCACCAGUCAAGACCGAAGUAAAUGGAUGUAAUAAUAAUGUGAUUGAUGCUGACAUGGAUCGAACGAUACUGACCCAUGGCGCUGGCAAAGAGGAAUCGUGUUCACCCUUCAGUAAGUAUAUUCACAUCGAGAAGCAGCCAAAUGGUGGCGCCAGCGUUGUACACGUAUAUGCGAAGGAAAUACAACACUUACAAGGAAAAGAAUUGGACAGUUUUGUAGAAAAGUAUUUUGAUAUUGUUUAUGGUGAAUCUUCAGAGGGCGUUGCAGACCAUGUAAUGGGCAUCGUUCACAAUGCCGUUAGCCAUACGCCAAAUCUCAUAGAUUAUCUUGCAUUCCGUCAUCCAUCGACCAUCGUCAAAACUGAACUUUUGGGGAAACAUGAUUUAUGUACGAAAACUGUCACAGAGUUUCGAAAUGAUGUACACAGAACGUACUGUAAUGGUACGUACCGCACUGGCCCGAUGCUGCAGAUGAGUUUGGUUGGAACAGUGAACGAAGAAACCGGCGAUUAUUUUGAAGACAUUUUGGACAUGUUAGAGAAGAACACUUUUCUAAAUCGUGUCAUGCCUUGGGGUCCACUUUCAUCAUUGAAGAUGGAAAAGCGUUGCCAUAGUAAUGAUGGACCAAUCAUAUGGGUUCGUCCAGGAGAGCAAAUGAUACCGACAGCUGAUCUGCCUAAAUCACCAUCGAAAUCAAAGAGGAGAACUGGUGUGAAUGAAUUGAAGAAUCUGAUGUAUCGUCCACGAGCUUCAGAACCCCGCGAAGUACUUGUUGAAGAUCGAACACGUUGCCACGCUGACCAUGUCGGACAGGGCUUUGACAGGCACACGACAGCGGCUGUGGGAGUUCUGCAGGCAGUCUGUGCGCAAGACGAUGCAAUGACUAACAGUCUUGAUAUGAAAGAUGUUGUGUGUUUCCACGCUGCUGAUUUCUUGAAUGUUACCGAGUCUCUUCAGCUGGACCUUCAUGAACCACCAGUCUCACAGUGUGUUCAAUGGAUAGAGGAUGCUAAGCUGAAUCAAAUGAGACGGGAGGGAAUUCGUUACGCAAAAAUACGUUUACGGGACAACGACAUCUACUUCAUUCCACGAAAUAUUGUCCACCAGUUCAAAACCGUGUCGGCUUGUAUCAGCGUGGCGUGGCACAUCCGUCUGAGCCAGUACUAUCCCGAGCUUGCAGCUGAUAAAGAGGAGAGUAAUAUGGACAGCGAAGCGGAGGACGGACAGAAGACCGGAGAUGAAGGCACGUCCUCUAAUAGUGAGGAGAAAAUGGAGACAAAAGAUGAAGGUUAAAGUUCAGCAUUUAAUUUUUAGCGUCACGUAGCAUUCCAUGUUCUUGUGAAAAUUCUCUGUAUACAACAUAAUUAACUGAAAUGCUUCUACGAGGCUCUACCCACACUAUCAAAUAUCCUUUGACAAAAAUCUAUUGUAUGCCUAUAUAUAGUCAUGAUGUGCCUAUAUAUGGUCAUGGUGUGAUGUUAUUAUGACCAUAUUUAGGCAUAAUACAUGUUUUUGUGAAAUGAAAUUUGAUAGUCUGGAAAAGGCCUCAUUUAUAAAUUAUUGUCUGACACUUUGAGAAUGAAAACUGUAGAGGGCAGCAUUCAUCUUCAAGUUAAUUUAACUAUAGAGUGCAUGAAAUUUUAAUGUGUUGCAUUUUAGUACAAAUAAUUUGAUCGAAAGAGGAAUCGUGAAUGAGUUAUUUAAAAAAAAAAAGAAACACCAAAGCUUUAGUUGAAUAAUGUAUGAAAUAUUUGAAAAAUAAUAUGUCACUCACAUUAAGAAAUAAAAAUUUUAUUUCAUCAAAUUCUAAUCAAUAAUUUACACUUUUCUUACCUCUUUUUUAAUUAUUUUUUUAAAAAUUUACAUUUAAUAUUUGAUUGACAUGUUUUGCUCAUGAAUUAUUUAUGAGCAAUAUAGACUGAUAUAAGACUGAUUUUUUUUUUCUACUUUCUACAAAUUUAUCUGUAAUAAUUAUAGAAAUAUUACCUAAUUAUUGAACAGUGACUAAUAAUAUAAAUUAUUAAUGUUGAAUAUAGUGGUUAAUAAUAAUAUUGUUAUUUUUCAAAGUAAAUUAAAAUUCACCCCUCACAACUUUGUGAUUUAUGUAGUAGAAUUUAUUUAUUUAUUUAAAUCAAAUUUUAUAAGAAACCUCUUUUUGCUGACCUGUAGAGGCAAUCUAAGGCCAAUAAACAGAGCCUCGAUUUGGUCGGUCUUUGCUUUGGUGAGCAAUGCAAGUCCAAGGGUUGAGACGGGAGACUUUGCCCUCAAUUUCCAGAAAAAUAGGGGGUGCUAACAUUUUGAAGACUAGUCAUUUGAAGCUUUCUUGGCUAUCGGUUUUUCUUUGACAAGAAACUGAUGUAUGCCCAUUGAAUAUAAUGCAUGUUUUUGUCAAACAAAAUUUGAUAGUCUAAAAAAAAGCUUAAGAAAUCUUUUUUAUGGUAAAUCCCGUAUGGUCGAAGGAAGUACAUAUUUGGAAGUGCUGCAAGAAUUUUCUGUAGGCUGGGAAAAGAAAAUUUAUGGGAUUCCUGGGUCUAAGAACUGUGGGGGAGGGGGAGAGGUGAGAGAUUAUCAGUUCUGUUUCACCAAACUAAAAACACAACAGCAAUUCUUCCAUCAGGUAUUAAUAUAUUUUACUGUAUGUAUAACCUCUUGCUACUAACGUACCCUAUGUAUGGACGACAAAAAGGAAAUGUCUGUUCAGAUUUUUUUUGUUUGUUUGUUGUUUGAAUGCACUUGACUGAUGAGUAGAGUGCAGUAUAUAAUUAACAAAUGGUUUUUGCAUCAGUAGUGAACAACAGAGAUGUAGAUAACUUAGGUUAUCACAAUAAGUGUAUAUUGCUUUAUUAAUCAUUCAAAGCAGUAGACUUUAAUAAACAACUUGCAUCAUCCUUUGUUUAUGAAAAGUACGAAUCGAACAUUCUUCUCAAUAUGUUGUGCACUAACGGAUGCACCAUUUCCUUUCAUGUUUAUCCUAGAGGAUACUAUAUAUUAAACAACGUGCCUUUGUGAUUUGUGUUGUCAAAGUAGACCUUGCCCCUUCGCACACUCUUUUGUUUAAGAUCUAUGCGUUUCUGACAUUUCAAGAUGUAUUGCAAUGUUUAAAAGUAAUUACAGUUCGUAUUUACAUAUUAUUUCUAUGUCAGAUUUUAUUAGGCUUUUCUGUGGUGUUUAGAAAACAUCUUCCACUGAAGGACAAGUACAUUUAUUUAUUUGCUAGGUUUGUUAAGUUUGUUGUCUAGUUGAGUUUAGAUAAUACACCAGCAGCUCUGCCAUACUUAAUCACUCGAUACUGAUUUUUUGGUGGGAUAUUAAAAAGAAUGUUGGAAUCUCAGGUUACAUGUUUCCGAAGAACUUUAAGGCAACCCUAUUUUUGGGUUGCAACCCACACUUUAAGAAUCAGGGAUCUAACAUAUUUACUGUACUACAAAGUGUAUCUCUUUUGUGCUUGAUUUACUAUAGUUAUAUUUUAUUUAUCGUCCAAUCAGGACAGAUAUAGUGAAUUCAUGAAAAACAUUUCCUGUAGCUUAAUCCGGACAUAGGCAGACUAAUAUAAAAUGUGACGAAUAGAGCAAGGCGCCUCGCGCACUCCUGUGAGUAAACAUAGAUCUCCCGGAAAAUAUCCUGUUUCUUCCGCAUAUUCACGAUUAAUUUGCAUGUUUAUUCUACUGUGUGAUCGAUUCUCUACUGGAAGAUAGUGCCAAUGGGUAUCACCACACAAAACAUUAUUUCAUUUAUUUUGAGAGGGCGCCUUAAUAUCAGCCAACCUUCUAAUAUACACUGGAAGGGUCACCCUCGAUAAAUGUCAUUUAAAAAAAAAAUUGAAUUAAAUUAAAUGGUUCAAAAAGCUGAUUUAACAAGGUCUCCUGGAAUUUGCUUUUUCCAACUUGGGAAAGAUGCCUAUUGAACACAUUCUCAGCACCUUUGGGACAUGUUCCAUAAUUUUCUGCAUAAAGUAAAGUCAGCACAUUGCCCCUAGAUACCCACUUUAUAUUCCUGGGUGGGCACAAGCCCGGCGAGGGUUUCAAUCUCCCAACCCCCCAGGAUGAGAGUCUUGGACACAUCUGUUGCGCCAAUCUAAAUUAUAUUAACGCAAAUGUUGUUACUAAACUGACCAAUCGGCCAUGUUUGUUUUGGUCACAUGGAUAAAUUAAUGCUGAUUAAUGCACUCUAGUUUGCGUUAAUUUUCGCUGUCAACGAAGUCUAUUUUACGAACCAGUCAAAUGAAAAGAUACUCAACGAAAUGAACCAUUCUAAUAAGCCUAUUGCUAUAUUUAUAUUAAUACUGUAUACUAGGCCAUGAGGUCAUAAAUUUUGUUAAAGAAGAGUUUUUUUUUUUGCUUUGUCAACUUAACUGGAAAUUUAUUGCGAGUGAUUAUAAAAUGGCUGUUGUUUAUCUAACAUAUAUCCUGUUUGAAUUUAUUUUUUUGGGUUUACAGGAAUAUUGUUUGCUGGUUUUCCACAGCCCAAUAAUUAGUUGAUGUUGUCAAAUUUCAUUAAUUCUUUAAUCAAAUGAUUCUGUUCCUAAAAAUAUUGUAAUUAGAAAUUUGUUAGGUUAUUUUUAAUUAUUUGAAAUUGUUUUAAAUGAUCAUUCCUAGAUGGGGAAUACUGAUAUUUAUUUAUUAGUUUAUUUAUUUAUUUAUAUAUUUAUUUAUUCAUUUUAUAUAUAAUGUUAUAUUCAAUUUGAGAGUGAUGUCUGUGUACAAUCGUUGAGAAAAAAUAUAGAAAUAACUUAUGUAGAUAUGAUUUUGAUUUAACAAAUUUUUAUUACUGUAAUUUUAUUGAUUGUAAAAUAUGCAUAUGUACAUGAGUUGUAUUUCAACACCAAAUAGAGCAUAGCGAGUAGAAAGGCCACCGUUUAUGAUAUUAUUGAGCCCAGAAUGUUGGUACAAUCUAAUCUUACUAAUGUAUUAUCAUUUUAACCAUCAGUGAUCGAGUUCCUAGUCCACAUUUUAAGCGCCCUGAGCAUUUUACAUUAGAUGGAUUUGUGCGCUAUAUAAAACUACACUAUUAUUAUUACUAUUAUUAUUUCUUAAAAGAAGGUUGGUAAAGAUGGUAGCCUUCCAAUCAGAUGUCCUUUCCUUGCGCAAUCGCAAAAAAAAAAAAACCGGAAUAUUUUACCGAAAAACAUUCCAAUAAUUAAAUCUUGGGUAUUUUGAGUUGGUUGUUUUACUGCCAAAAAUAUGGCAAAACUGGCGCUUACUCAUGAAAUCAUCCAUUGAGUAAUACUCGAAUAUCAGAGAUAUUUUAGGUUCGGUAAAAACUAAAUUGGUCAGUUUUACUGAGCACAAUCAACUUGGUUAAGCUAACCACUCGACCUGGUAAGUUUUCCGGAGAGGUAUGUUUCCUCUGCUAUUUACAUAGAGGCACUGCGCAAUAUUCGCUAUAUAACUUUAACUUAUUAAAUAUUAUUAUUACACUGGACUAAUUUAUGGUCAGACUAACCAGCAUCUUGGUUAACUUUCCUGAAAAAAGUCCUGUGUGUGUGUGUGUGUGUUUGUGUGUACAGUGCUUCAUUGUUCUUGAUUUUUUGUUGGAAUCCUGAAAAGCUAUGUCUUAUUUUAAUGAAUGAGUCUUUCUCUUCCCCUCCCCAGACAACUAAAUAAAUUAAAUAAAAUAUUUUAUAAUAAUAUUUGCAUUUGUGGUACUGUAUUUAAAUUAGGAAGCUUGAAUUUAUAGAACUAUAGCUUUCAAAUAGGCUUAAGUUUGCCCAGACUGUCAUUCGACAAAUGACAAAUACUGUGCUUUGUCAAUAUGUGGGGAUGUCGUAUCAUGCCCAUAUAUGGUAAUUGACAGUUAAUUGUCACAUAAAAGUUGAUAAUGUUUGCAGAACAAGAUUUAAACAAAAUAAAAAAUGACAUGUUUCUAAUCCCCUGCUCCUGCUUUUUUUUUUUUUUUUUAAAUCAGGGAAUUUUGCCAAACCUCAUACAGUUAAUAGUGAGUGCCGUGCACUUGUGUAGGAUGUAGGCCUGAAGUAGGCAUAUCUACUGUAGUACAAUGUGUUUUGGCAACCAACAAAAAAUGAAUGAUGAUAAGAAACAAGUUUUUUAUUUUUUUUUUUUAUUUUUAUUUAUUUUUUUUUUUGCAUGCUUGAGUAGUGAAAUUUUCAUGAUGGUAAGUGGUAUUCUCUCAAUAAUAAUUUAUAUAAGAUAUGAAAUUUGAUUAGAUGAAAUCACUAUUUAUAACUUGAUACAAAUAUUUAUAAAUGAUUGGUCGAGACAUUGUUUUAAUUUACAACUGAUUGUUAAGUCUUAAGUACUGUAUAUAUAUUUUUAGAAACUACUUUUAAAUUCUAUCAUGGUAUACAAUUUUCGUAUGUUAAGUAUUUAAACGUUAUUGAGAUGUAAUAUGUAGAUUUGUUUCUGGAGACCUAUCCAAUCACAUCAGCUUGUUUGACCUUUUGACAUUGAUUUUGAUUAAUGAACUUGUAGAUGUAAGUAUUAACAGCACUUCCUAAAGUUUGUUUUGAAGCGAUAUAUUAGUUUUUCAAUCCUUUCUGUUGCCAAAUAAUUUUUUAUAUACUAUAUUAAACCACUAAAAUCAGCAUAAUACCAAUCUGCAAAUAUGCGGGUUAUACAAUUAUACUGAAGAUGUCUGACAAAACAUCUGACAGAAAAUGUCAGAUAAUGUCUGUCAGAUUUACAAUGUUUGAUAAAAAAAAAAGUAAUGGAGUAGGGUAUAAUCUGCGACUACAGGUUUGGGCACGUGUACAAGUUGUUUUAUCUUUCAAGAUAUUUUUAAACCAAGGCAUUUACUGGCAGAUAUUGUUAGAUCAAACAAUGUUGGAUGUGGGUGUUUUUUCCUGCCAAUGUUUAAACUUAUUUUCAAGGGCAACAAGUAACAUUGUACCACUAUUAACUGCCAAAAUAUUGAUUUCCUUUUUAGUAUAUUACUGCCAAACCCUGAAAUAUAUGCUUUUGCAGAAUCCCUGCUUUAUUUUUAUUCUAAUUAACUGCUCAAAAGAUCUGACAGAUAUUAAAGGAGAUUACCUGCCAAAAUUCUUGAAUUGAUGAUGUAACCAUGAGAUUGUGACAUUACUACAAUGCAUAGAAGGUACAUACACUAACAAUAGGUUUCAGCAUCAAUAUUAUACUGCUUGCAGCUUUGUGGCAAAUAACAAUAGAAAUGACGUUGAACUUGAGUUUUAAUAAGUUAAGAAUUCAUUUAGCUCUUGUUGUGUGCUAGUAUGUUAUGACAUAGUAGUACCAAAGAGUAUAGAAUUACAAGAUGUCCGACUGCCUCGAUUUUGUAUGGACGCAAUGAAAGAUUUAAAAAAAGUACUACCAGGAGAUAGGGGCGCCCUAUUUACGAACCGUUCUUUUGAAGGACGCCCUCUAGUUCGUGAUAGUAUUUUUUAACUAGGAUUGCGUUCCAACCAUACGCCGAGAACCGGACCUCUUGCAGUUUUAUGCUCAUUGGUAGUACAGUAUUGUGCUUACCACCCUGUUUCUUAGCAACAAUUUUAUAUUUUAUCAUUUCUUGUCAAUAUUUUUCCCUUUUUUUCAUGUAUAUAUUUAAUCAUUAUGUUUUAGAAUAUCAUAUUUAUAUUAAAAGAAACGUCUUUUAAUAAUUGAAAAGUAGUAUUCUUAUUACUUUCGUUCUGUGUACUCAUUUUUCUCGACAUUCAUCUUCAUUCACUUGGUCACAUUUUCUUGCUAAUGGUUUUUAAUUCAGAUUCAGAAAUUCAUACUAGAAUCAAAUAUUGAACAACGGCUAAUCAUAUGAUGAUAAUACUAUUUCUCAUGCCAGUUAU
Molecule: messenger RNA, 8642 nt
Organism: Anneissia japonica
Lineage: Eukaryota; Metazoa; Echinodermata; Crinoidea; Comatulida; Comatulidae
Product: lysine-specific demethylase RSBN1L-like
Exons: 4
Coding region: 32-2185 (717 amino acids)
Cellular component (GO): nucleus
Source: RefSeq, a predicted model, not a curated record